Messenger RNA from Notothenia coriiceps (black rockcod), 2066 nucleotides. RefSeq names its product alpha-1,3-mannosyl-glycoprotein 4-beta-N-acetylglucosaminyltransferase C-like. The record is from RefSeq and is a predicted model, not a curated record. Gene Ontology annotation, molecular function: acetylglucosaminyltransferase activity. The transcript has 3 exons. The coding region runs from base 1 to 1314 and encodes 437 amino acids. Gene Ontology annotation, biological process: protein N-linked glycosylation. NCBI's taxonomy places the organism in Eukaryota, Metazoa, Chordata, Actinopteri, Perciformes, Nototheniidae.
AUGGCAAAGGAGGCAGAGAAGAGACAGCUGGGAGAGACGCUGAUGCAUGCUGGGAACUCAGAGAGAUACGUGCACACCUUCAGGGAUCUGUCCAACUUCUCCGGGACCAUCAACGUGACGUAUCGCUACCUCGCAGGAAUCCCUCUGCCUCGCAAAAAGUAUCUCACCAUCGGUUUGUCGUCUGUGAAGAGGAAAAAGGGAAACUACCUCCUGGAGACGAUCAAAUCCAUCUUCGAUCAGUCCAGCUACGAGGAGCUGAAAGAGAUCGUGGUGGUGGUCCACCUGGCAGACUUCGACCUGGCCUGGUGUGAGAACCUGGUGCAGGAGAUCACCAGGAAGUUUGCACACCACAUCAUAGCGGGACGCCUGCUGGUGAUCCAGGCCCCGGAGGAGUACUACCCCUCUCUGGACGGGCUGAAGAGGAACUACAACGACCCGGAGGACCGCGUCCGGUUCCGCUCCAAGCAGAACGUGGACUACGCUUUCCUCCUCAACUUCUGCACCAACCUGUCUCACUUCUACAUGAUGCUGGAGGACGACGUGCGCUGCUCCAGGAACUUCCUGACGGGGCUGAAGAAGGUGAUCACCUCCAGAGAAGGGUCCUACUGGGUGAUGCUGGAGUUCUCCAAGCUGGGCUACAUCGGGAAGCUGUACCACUCCAGAGACCUGCCCCGCCUGGCUCACUUCCUGCUCAUGUUCUACCAGGAGAUGCCCUGCGACUGGCUGCUCAUCCACUUCAGGGGUCUGCUGGCCCAGAAGGACGUGAUCCGCUUCAAGCCCUCGCUGUUCCAGCACAUGGGCUACUACUCGUCCUACAAAGGAGCGGAGAACAAGCUGAAGGACGACGACUUUGAGGAAGACUCCAUCGACAUUCCUGACAACCCUCCUGCCAGCCUUUACACAAACAUCAACGUGUUUGAGAACUACGACGCCACCAAGGCUUACAGCACUGUGGACGAGUACUUCUGGGGGAAGCCUCCGUGCACGGGGGAUUUCUUUGUCAUAGUCUUUAAUAAAUCUACCAAAAUUAGUAAAAUCAAGAUUGUCACUGGUUCUGAUGACCGUCAAAAUGACAUUCUCCACCACGGAGCGCUGGAGGUAGGAGAGAAACUAGUAGGAACUAAAAAAGGGAAACAGUGUUCCUCUUAUAUCACAUUGGGGGAGUUUAAAAAUGGCAACAUUGAGGUUCAAGACGUAGACCACAAAAUUGCCUUUGACAUUGAGUGUGUUCGUAUUGUGGUGACAGCCAGUCAGAAAGAAUGGCUCAUUAUUAGAAGUAUAAGUUUAUGGACUACACAACCCCCCAGCCAAUAAGGACUGUACACAAAGACUCUUAGUAUCUCAUAGAGGUAAAUGUUUUUGUUAUUAUUAUUUACUAAUUUAUGUAUUUCCAGGUUUAUUUAUUAAUUUUGUAUGUAUUUAUUGAUACUCAUUUUGAUUGCAAAUCACUAUAGUUUUUUAUACCUGCAAGUUGUUAUCUUAGUGGAGCAUCUUCCCAGUCAGGACUGUUCAGCUGACCUCAGAGUAUUCAUGAACGUGUUUACUUAUUUCAGAUUUUGAUAGCCUUGUUAAAUAUAGGGCUGGGCGAUAAUUCAGGGGUGUGUUUGACCAACUUUAAGGGAUAUCAUAUCCAUAAAAUGUAAUAUUCUUCUGUACAAAUCCAGUGAAUCCAACAAUGAGUUCAUUACUCAGAAGUACCUCCCUAGUCUAAAGUUGGAUAUAUCUUAUUCCUCUGUGCCAUAGAGCUCCAUUGUUUUCGAAAAGCCAUUAAAGUCAUUGAGCCAUACUGUUUCAUUGGAUGGCAUGUUGCAGUACUUCAUUACAAUAAACUUGGGCACUGUAGUUCAUUUCGAGUCAAUCCCUCUUACACCGUCCUGCUGCUGUAAAUACUCACUAGAGCACCAAACGUGUAAUAAUCCACAGCUGAAAAUUGUUUUUAAAGAUUUAUGUUUUCAGUAGGAAUAAAGGAGGUCGGGGCUGAGGUCCAUAUGCAGGGUAGGAAAGUCAAAAACUACUGUAAGAUACAUUACAUGUCACUUGUUAGAUGCUUUUAUCCAAAGCCACUU